AUGAGUUGGGUUGGCACUUCUACACUUUUUUUCUGUUUGCUUUCCAGAGUUCUCGGGUAAAUCGCAAUAUUUCCACGAAAUAGUGAAAUUCUGGUGAAUUGUUCAGAAAAGACUCAUCGCCAUCAUUCCAAAUCGACAAAACAAACAGUCAGUUUCUGCUAGAUGGAGAACCGUUCCAGUACUUAGCCGGUGAGAUCCAUUACUUCCGAAUCCCUCACCAAAAAUGGGAUGAUCGUCUGAAACGGGUCCGUGCUCUUGGAUUCAAUGCGAUCACGGUGCCAGUUCCAUGGAAUUUGCAUCAAUACGAUCAGGAUGAGUGAGUUCUGAUCCAUAACCUUAUUAAAAAAAGAUUAUUAACCGUUGUAGAACCCCACAGUUUUCGGGAAACUUGGACUUGGUCAAGUUCAUCAAGACUGCAAAUGAUAACGGACUGUACACCAUUAUCAGAAUUGGUAUUCAGCAUUUCUCAUUCAUCACGCUUUGCUUCUAUCUGAAUUAACAGGUUCUGAAAGCAGAUUUCAGGAUCCCCAAUAAUUAAAAAUCUGAUUUUACUUUUUUUUUCUUAAGGAACCUAGAACCUGGCUUUGGAACCUGUAAAUUCAGAUAGAGCCCACACUUUUUUCUUACAGGUCCAUACAUUUCUGCUGAAUGGGACAACGGAGGUUUGCCAUGGUGGUUGAUCAGAAAUACUAAAAUCAACAAGUACCGUACUAGUGAUCCAGCGUUAGUUUUAUGGAACUUCCAAACAACAACAUCGGGACCUUCUUGUUCAGAUUCAUGGAUGAAGUGACGCAAUGGUGGAAGCAUCUUCUGCCCAAAUUGUGGCCGUUGAUGAGAAAAAACGCCGGACCGAUUCUGAUGGUUCAGAUUGAGCAUUUCUAUGGGAAUCUUCAAUUCUGCGACCAAAGCUACAUGCUCGCACUGGCGAACAUGGUCAGAGAGCAGUUGGGAAAUGAUGUCGUCUUGUUCACUGUCGAUGCUCCACUUGCGUUCUUCUUGAGAUGUGGAACCCUUCCGAACGUGCUCCCGACUAUUGAAAUGCGUCCGAAUACAGCAGCAGGAACAGUUGAAAGAUGGUUCAACUUGCAAAAGUCUUACAUGGCCGGUGCACCAGCAGUUGCAUCUCAUUUUGUCAUUAAUCCAUACAAAGUUUGGGGCCUGAAUGUAACCGAUAGAUAUCAGAACGAUGUAAUUAUCGAAACCGCUAAUAGUAAGUCAUGAUGAUUUUAUCUGACAUUUUUAAACACUUUCUUUAGCUGCAUUCGGUCUGAACGCCAGUAUCAGUUUCCACAUGACCCACGGAGGAACGAACUUUGGAUAUUGGAACGGCGCAUUCGAUCCCUACACAGUCACCACUUCUUAUGAUUCAUUUGCGCCCAUCGCUGAAGCUGGAGACGUCAAUGAGCUUUUCUUGGCAAUCAGAAACUGGAUCACUAAUAUUCCUGGCUGGGCUUAUAUGCCACCUUCAAUUCCAGCUAACUUGCCAAGAACCGCUUACCCAGAUGUUACGCUGACAGUUUUCGAUACUGUCUCCGGAUUCAUAUUGGGAACGAAUCCAGAGUGUUGGAGCAGUCCGGAAACACCCAGAACUGCCGAGUACAUUCGACACGGAUAUGGCUACGUGUAUUACAACACGGUAAAAAAGUUUCAGGUUCAAAUGUUCAAAUUAUGUAACUGUUUUUAGACUAUUAUCGACUGUGGAACCCUUUACAUUCCAAAGUUUGCUGACAAUGCAUACAUUUUCCUCAAUCGCAACUUUAUUGUAAGAAAUAUUUAAAUAAUUGCAGAUUCAAACACGUAUUUUCCAGGGUGCGCUAUACAAAGAUUUUGCUGAUAUUCAUAACAAUACCAUUGAAGUUCAAGGAUGUUUGGAUAACGUCAACUCGCUUGAGAUUAUUGUUGAAAUCGCCGGACGAUCCAGCAUUAAUUAUCCAGUGAUGUCUAGAGUGAGCCCAUCUUGCGAACUGAGAAAAGUGAUAUCUGCAGGGAAUUCAAGAUAAUGUCUACAUGCACAAUGUGACUCUGGAAAACUGGCAGAGUUGUCAAGUUCCUAUCGAGACGUAUGAGAUCAGUAUGGUCAAGAACUAUGAAAAAGAUUCAGAAACAAGUGUUGCACAAAAAUGAACACCCAGGUUUUUUUGAAUCAAUUUCUUGUUACCCCGAGUAACUUCAGCAGUCUGACUCCAACUCAGCGGCCGUCAACCAACCAGCUGUUUUCAUCGGGAACUUGCACAUCAAAAACCGCUCCAGCUGAUACUUUUCUCGAUGUGAGAGGAUGGGGAAAAAGGAGUUGUGACUAUCAACCAGUACAACAUCGGAAGAUACUGGUCCACAGUCGGGCCUCAGGUAAGUCGUUUUAUCAGAAAAACGCCAAACUCUCGUUUUUCAGCAAACCCUUUACAUUCCGUCCGAGUUCCUUCACAAAGGCACCAAUCUGAUAAUGUUCUACGAGUUCGAGGGCGCUACGACUGCAUGCACGGCAGCUUCUUGCACCGCAAAGUUCACUAACAUUCCGAUUUUCGACUACUGA
Caenorhabditis sp. 36 PRJEB53466 is the source of this 2530-nucleotide messenger RNA. The record is from the annotation of a GenBank genome assembly. NCBI's taxonomy places the organism in Eukaryota, Metazoa, Nematoda, Chromadorea, Rhabditida, Rhabditidae.